Messenger RNA from Colletotrichum destructivum, 711 nucleotides. Its product is annotated as Putative transposase, Tc1, ribonuclease H superfamily. Gene Ontology annotation, biological process: DNA integration; DNA transposition. Gene Ontology annotation, molecular function: DNA binding. The record is from RefSeq and is a predicted model, not a curated record. NCBI's taxonomy places the organism in Eukaryota, Fungi, Ascomycota, Sordariomycetes, Glomerellales, Glomerellaceae. The transcript is spliced from 3 exons. The coding region runs from base 1 to 711 and encodes 236 amino acids.
AUGCCUGAAUCUCGACGCGUUCCGCAACGGAAUACUACAGUGGGGUGCCAAAAGUCUGCUCGAAUCCAUUACCGAGCAACGUACCAGCAGCUUAUGAAGGACUGGCAUGGGCAGAUCAGCAUACGUACCUUCAAACGCGUCCUUCGAGGCGGCGGCUCCCGCAAAUGGAGGGCCAUGAAAAGGCCGUUUAUUUCAGAGCAAGCAGCACGAAUAAGACUUGCUUUUGCCCGUGAGUGGCACUCAAAAGUCGAGGAGUUGAUGCAGGCCAACAUCUCUAUCAUGGUAUGGGGCAUGGUAUGGGCAGAGGGCCGGAGUGACCUGGUCUUCCUUAUCCAAGACAGCACUUCUAGAAGACAGGGUUACAGCUCAAACAGCUAUAUAUCCUGUCUAGAAGAGGGUAAUUUACCUUAUUCUGAUGAUACAAGGCAUUUCAUGCAGGAUAACGCCUCUAUUCACAAUGCAGCAAAGACACCUCCUUGCUCACCUGAUCUGAACCCAAUUGAGCACGUCUGGAAGCUUAUGAAGGAUAACCUGCGAAGGCUAUACCCAGAACCAUUCAAUUAUGGGAGAAAUGAGUUAGAUACCAGUAAAUUCAAGGAGCAAUUAACUGCAGCGUGGGAAGCCUUCCCCCAGGAGUCAAUUCGGAGCCUUAUUCAGUCAUUGCCGCGCCGCCUUGAGGCUGUUAUUCGGGCACAGGGCUGGUAUACAUGA